AUGCUACACAAUGCCAUUCUGGAUAAAGCUCCAAAAACCCAGAUACCUUCAAACGCCAGGCUUGACAGUUUGAGACUACUUUAUCAAGCGCAUGUUGAUCCAGAUCUUGUUAUCCCUGGACAAACCAAAUUUAUUCAAACACCGCGAGUUGUUAAACUGGAAAAUUUAAAAGACGAGGAUAUGGAAGAUCUCCGACUCACUUUGCAAGCUUAUGCUCCUAAGGUGUUUGUGCAUUCUAUCCCAAUGACACACAAGGUUCUGUCUUGGACUGAUAUCAAGUUGAUCAUUGCUGUUUUAAUUGUAGAAUUGUAUAACCUGAUCCUUGGACUUUAUAAUCAAAACAAUUAG
Molecule: messenger RNA, 348 nt
Organism: Melampsora larici-populina 98AG31
Lineage: Eukaryota; Fungi; Basidiomycota; Pucciniomycetes; Pucciniales; Melampsoraceae
Exons: 3
Coding region: 1-348 (115 amino acids)
Source: RefSeq, a predicted model, not a curated record